GGAUUUGAAAAAAACGAAGCGGAGCAGCGACGGCUGGCUGGAGCGCGGCAGCGUGUGAAAAGCGACCGAAGCAAGGGAGAAAGAGAGAGAUAGAGCGCGAGUGCCGCCACCGGACACCAAACGACCGUUACGGCGCCGCUCGCGAGGGGGAAGAGGACAGCAGUAGUAGAGCAAUAGCAGUUUUGGUGCAGCGAUGCUAUACUCGACGUCAGAUUCAGAUGAAGGGAAAAUAGGUGCGCGCGAGUCCGACUGACAAAGUGGAUUCUUUCUGUGAAAAUAACAGUCGCGCUGCGCGUUCGACGUGUAAUUCGCAUUGCAGGACUCUUUAAAGAUGGCUUGUCUCAAGAAAUUCGAGACAAAUAGGUUGUUAGACAAGAUCGAAAUGGAAAUGCGAAUGGAAAACAAGAAAAAGGAAUUGAAAGAAGAACUAAAAGAAGUUAGGGAGCAAAAGAAAAAACUACUUGAACUCCAAGAUAAAACUGAAACAAACUUCAGGAUGACGUCAAAUUUAGAACAUCAGUUAGAGGAAACAACUAAAAGAUUAGAAGCAUCCAACCGAGAAAGAGAUAAGUAUGAGCGGGAACUGGUCACAACAAAGUCAGAAUUAGCUGGAGUAAAACGUACUCUAGAUUUGGAGCGUCAAGAAAGGAGAGAAUUGGAAACACGUGCCUUAAAUUUAAUAAAAAGUGCAAAGAAGAAAUGGGAAAAUGCAGAAAAAGAUAAAGUAACCCAACUUAAUAAGCACAUUGAAUCACAGACAGUGCGCAUUACAGAAUUAUGCACAAGCAAUAAUGAAAUGAGUUCAAAACUACAGCGGAUGGAGUGCGAACUAGAAACUGCAAAUGCUGAACUACACAAACUACGAGUCUUUCAGGUACAGUAUAAAGAAUCUUUGUCAAAAAUGCGGGAGCUCAAUAGACAAAGUGCUGUGGGUGUUGAAAAUAAGUUGGAGCAGAUAUCAACGAGAGCUCAUAACCAAAUAGCUGAGCUUCGCUCAAAAUUAGAAUUAGAGACUGCUAAGAAUGUAGAUCUGGAAAACAAACUCAGGAAUGAACAAGACUCCAAUCACUGUCGACAGUCUAGACUGAAUGUUGCCUUAGAACUAGCACAGAAUGAACUGAAGGACUGUCAAGAGCAAUUACGAAGUCUAAAGGCAACGAUUCCAGCUCGUGAUGCUGAGAUAGAAACAUUAAAAAAUCAGUUACAUGAGAGGGCUAAGCAAUUGGAAAGUGCAACCAGUAUGGAACAGCUGAUGAUCACUUUACAGGAACAAGUGGAUAGACUAAAGAUAGAAAAUGAUCAACUGAAGCAGCAACUAGAGUCCACCAAAUCGGAUCUAAAUGAAACUAUGAUAAACUUAGAAGUAAACGAAGCUCUUGCUGCAAAUUUAGAAAGAGCUACACAAGACAAAGUAGCGUUGGAAGAACAAUUAAAGAGUACUCUUCAAAAAGAAGAGGAGCAGGGUCGCAAAUUAGGAGAUCUCGAAGAGCUGGUACGUCGCUUUGAACAAAGCGUUGUCAAACUCGAAGCCGAGAACAAUAGCCUGAAGACAGGUCAACAACAGACUCGCAUUUCCCUAGACCGUCGUUCAGGCACGACUAUCGAAGACACCGUUAAAAUCUUAAGCCUAGAACAACAAAUCGAGAAUUUAGAGCAGCAACUAAAAAUUUGCCGUGAAAAUGCGGCUGCUGAAAGACAGGCUGCCAAGCAGGCACAGCUCAAUCUGUGGAAAAAAGAGAAGGAGCUGUCGGAUGCAAACCUGGACAAGAGAAUAGCAACAAGGGAAGCAAAGACAGCCGAAGAAAAAGUAAAAAGCUUACAAGAAGAAAAACAAAGGCUAGCUGAAAGACUGAACACCAAGAUCAGGGAAGAAGAAGAGAAAUCGAAAAAAGUGGCCAAGGAACUUGAAGGAGUUAAAAACUCACUGGCCGAUUCUACGAAGGACGCAUCGAGAAAUAAGUUGCAAGCCGAUUCUGCUCAGAGGGCGCUAACGCAAGCUAAUAAGCAGAUCGAGGAGCUACAAAAUUCAAGCGCGGCUUUGCGUCGAGAGUUAGACUCUACUCGCAAACAGUUGCGCGGCAGCCAAGAUCGCAUGGAUUCACUCCAGACCGAGAAGGAACGCCUUUCUCUCAAGGUAUCUAAACUCAACGAAGAGAAGAACGAGCUCGAAUCCAAACUUGAGAAGAUUCAACAGGAAGCUAAUAGCUAUCAAGUUAACAUAGAGCUACUCAAAGAGACUUGCACUGUAUUAGAGGAACAGUUGAACGACUACGAGAAACUAACAAGCAAUCACGAAACACGCGAAAACACCUUAAUUCAGGAAAAAAUGAAGCUUCAAAAAGAUCUAGAGACGAUUGAAGCCAAAUUGCGCGAUGCCAAUGCGUCAUUGAACGAGGAAAAGACGAUGCGAUUGGUUGCUGAGCGAGCGAUCGAGCGUCUUGAAUCCGAAACGAGUGACAUCGAGGAAGAGAGGAAUGGUUUGAUUCAGCAGCGAGAUCAGUACAAGAAACUUGCUCAACAGCUGACCAAACAGGUUGCUGAUUUGCAACAAAAGUGUGGUGACUUGGAGUGCGAAAUAUCCGAAGUAAAGAGAAGUCUGGAGAUGUCCAAAGCAGAAGCUAGAAUCGUAAAAGAGGAGAGCACUCAGCAUCUUACGCGCAUGCAUGAACUGAAGGAAGAUAAUGACGCGCUGGCUGCUGACUUACAAGAGAGCAUUGACCAAGGACAAGAAUUAAGAGCUAGAGUUAUGGAUUUAGAGGAGGUACUACAAGAAAUGCGUCAGUUCUAUCAAGAAAGGGAAAUGAAGACUGGUAGCACGUGUCAACAGCAGACCAAACUUAUUGACUAUCUACAGAUGAAACUCGAAGAAACUAGCAAGCGCAAGAAAACAGUCUGCGACAAAAUCUUUGGCUCCAGGCAGAAAGAGAACAUUCCUCCAGUCAAUCCGAACGCUCUUCCUGUAGGCUAUCGAGAGUUAGAGAAUCAAUUAGAAUGCGAACGCGCCAAAGUCAAGGCCCUGACGGAGCAGAUGCUCGCUAUUAAGGCCACUCGCGCGACCAGUCCAGCUCCUAUAUCUACGCCUACAUCUCCCGAAAAGCAAUCUACGAACGUAACGAGUGAGGUGAUGGUAAGACAGGCCUCGAUUCAAAGAAUACGUCACAGCAUACCACAUAGGUUUGACGUGAGACUACCCAUGAGACCUGGUAAAUGUGCUGCGUGCAUGCAACCUAUACAGUUCGGAAAAAAUGCAACUAUAUGCAGCAUUUGUCAAAUCAUGACGCAUCUUAAAUGCUCAGUUUCGGUACCUGCAAAUUGUGGGAUUCCUGGUGGAUUCGCGAAACAGUUCAACAAAAAUUACAAUUCUAGUUCAGAAAGUCUCUCAAGCUUGGGUGACAGUGUACAGACUUUAGCGAUUGAUGAACCCGAUCAUCAUAUUCCUGAAAGGGAUACAGACUGCGCACGGAAAUCAGGCGAAAACACCGUACUCAUGGAGAGCUGGGUAAAACUUCCUGGUCGUGCGAAAUCCUGUUGGGAAAGCAAGUACUUGCGCUUGGAGGGUUCAUGCUUAUGUACUUACGAGCAUCAGCCAAGUCCAGGAAUGUCUCCAAUAUCGCGCCUUGAUCUCGCUGAGAAGGAUGGCUUUAUUGUUAGCGAAACUGUGCACCAAGCUGAUGUGCCGAGUACUGCCAAGUCCGAUAUGCCUUUCAUAUUCAGAAUAGAGUCCAAAUCGCCAUCGACUUGCUGGCCAACCUCUAGGUUGGAUAUCAUGGCCCUCAUCGAAAAGGACAAGAAAAACUGGCUUAAGGCGCUGAGAUCGUACUCGAGCCAAUCCACCAAGACUGAGAAAUUCACUACUAUUGUAAAAUUACAAAAAAAUCAGUUGGAUCUGAAUACCGCUGUGGAGAUCGAAGAAAAUAUUAUAUUAUUUGGUGCCGAGGAAGGACUGUUCUCCUACCAAAUAGGUCGCUCGCGUUGUUUGACGGCUAUUCGAGGCGUAAAGAAAGUCUACCAACUUACCCUGCAUCCGCAAGUAGGUCUUGCGCUCAUGAUCGCUGGUGAAGAUCGGCAACUGGUUCAAUGCGAUCUUCGACAGCUUAAAAGUAAUGCCAGGGCUGCAGAAUGCUCUCGACCAGCAAUCAGCACAAAGACCGUCCUUACUGGAUCUGAGAGCUGCCACCUCUAUCAAAUUCAAGACGAAAUGUUGUGUGCUGCCACUGCUACUCAUGUCAUCUUGCUUAAAUGGUUUACCAGCGAAGAUUCGGGAGAAUUCAUCAGUGUUAGAGAGUUUGAAACUCAAGAGCCAUGUAGUUGUGCUCUAUUUACACGAAACUUGUUAAUAGUUGGAUGUCACAAAUUUUUCCAAAUAGAUGUCAACAACUAUGAUAUUGAUGAUUUCCCUGAAGAAGAUGAUAAUUCAGUGAAAGCAGCCCUAAGUGGAGUCGCCAAACUUGGCAUCUUUCCUGUUUAUGUAAUCAAUGUUUCAAGUAAUUCUGAAUGCACAGAAAUAUUGCUUUGUUAUAAUGAAUUCGGAGUAUUUGUAAAUGAAAAUGGUCAAAGAACUCGAAGUAUUGACCCAACGUGGAGUCAUCUACCUUUUGCAUUUGCCUUCCGCAAACCUUAUCUCUUCAUUGUACAUUUCUCAUCUGUUGAAAUCAUUAAACUUGACUCAAGCUCGUACAAAUCGCACGGAACGGAUCCAGAACGAACUCUUAUACAAUUGACUAAUCCGCGAUAUUUAGGAUUGGCCGGUUCUCAAGGAAUUUACGUAUCAACAGUAAAUUCUAUAUUAGAAAUAUUAAAGAUUGAAUGUACAUCUAGCAUGCAAAGUUGCAGUGGUAGCAUUACUAGUCUCGACACACUGUCACAAAAUGAUGAUAGUUCUUCAGAAUUCAGCUUUACUUCAAGUUUAAUGGAAGUACUCGACGGUCAAGGAAAAAAAGUACAUUUCGCCAAUUCUUUCAAUCACUGAAUUGGUAUAAUUAAAGUGCCUACUUGUUAGAUAAAAAAACUUCGACCAUUAGCAAAUAUAAUAUAAUAAUAACGUGUCUUGUACUUUAGUAAUUAAAAAAGAUUAAUUCAAGACUUAUAAAUAUAUUUUAAUUUCAAAACAAAUACGGUUGAAAAAUACCGGUGCAUUAUUUACAAUUUGUACUACGAUAUUGAUUCGAGUCAAAUAUACAUAAGCCUUUUUUGUUAAUGAACUUGCGCUAACAAAAUUUACAUUUUACAAUUAAUUCAAAAAAAAAAUCGAAAAAAUGUAAUUAGUAUACUUAUUAAGAGAAUUUUUUUACAAAAAAAAAUUCUGCUGAUAAGAUACAUAAUUAUCUUUAUUAUAUCCUUUAAGAUAACUUUCUAUAAAUAAGAUGUUAGUUUUUUAGAGUUUUUUAUACAUAUUUAACUAUUACAUUAAAAGUGUAUGCGUGCUAGUGACAAUUAAACAAAGUACAAGUUAUAUUAGUAUUUUCUUAUUAUAUAAGUUUAGGCUUGUACUAUAUAAGAUUAGGCUUAAUAUGCGAUACGCUAGUAUUAAUUGCGUAGGAUCGAUUUUCAUUGAAGAUGAUACUUAAUUUAAACCUUAAUAUAUUUUCAAAUAUUGUACAUUAAAAGUGUGUCAUAAAUUUAUAAAAAUAAAAAAUAAAAGCCAUUUCAUUUCGUUAAUAAAUAAAAACUUGUAUCACAAAUCCAAACAACAGUUGGUUAAUUUUUAUUUAUCAGUGUAAAAGUUUUCUUCUAUUCAUCUAUUUGUUAAAAAUAUUGACGUAGAUAGUUUCAACUUCUAUGUAGGUAGUGCUCACAUUCUGUGAACGUAACGGAAUGGUUUCAAGAGUUUAGUGGCAAAAAGUAGCUUUAUAUGCAGAUUGAAUGCAACAUCCGGCAACCCCUGACACUAGAUGCGCAUACCACAAACAUUGUAAAAGACGCACUUGCCAUACUUCGCAUGUAAAUACUUUUAGAAUACACUUAGAUUGCACUCAUUUCAUACAGUUAGGAAAAUAGCGUACACGAUAGAUUUAAUUUUUUUUAUUGUAACAAAAGCAAUAAGUUCAGGCAGGUAAAUCUUUGUAUCAAUCGUGAAUGUGGUAGUAUCUAAUCUUAAUAUUUUAAUGCGUUCGUAAUCAAUUAAACGUAAUUGUAGAAAGCCAUAUUUUUUUUAUAAAUAAAUAAUGUGAUAUUUCAUUGUCGAAUAUUUGAGCUACUUGUAUUGUUUUAAUGUUAAAAGAAUUACAUUGG
This is a messenger RNA of Nasonia vitripennis (jewel wasp), 6231 nucleotides long. Its product is annotated as citron Rho-interacting kinase. The record is from RefSeq and is a predicted model, not a curated record. The transcript is spliced from 14 exons. Gene Ontology annotation, biological process: actomyosin structure organization; peptidyl-threonine phosphorylation. NCBI's taxonomy places the organism in Eukaryota, Metazoa, Arthropoda, Insecta, Hymenoptera, Pteromalidae. The coding region runs from base 332 to 4969 and encodes 1545 amino acids. Gene Ontology annotation, molecular function: protein serine/threonine kinase activity. Gene Ontology annotation, cellular component: cytoskeleton; cytoplasm.